ACUGCAGUCAAAACGUCAUGACCUUUGAUCGCAUAAUUUUUGUGAAGUUCAUGUUGUCCACAUGUAGGCGCAAAUCGGACAGUUUUUAACCACUUAAUGCAAUGCAUUUUGAAAGUCGAUUUGACAAAAGUGAUCCGCUGAACGUACCCAUGAACAGGAUCGCAAUCUGCAGAGAGGAGAAAUCAAUCAUAGCUCACUGUGUUUCAGGCUCUGCUGUUCAGUCAUAGCUCACUGUGUUCAGGCUCUGCUAUUCUCAUGUAGUGCACCGGAUAAAGUUUGCACGGUCCGGAAUGCGCGAGACCAAAUUCGUCUAUUGGUUGGGACAACAAUAGUUAUCGUUGUAUUGAGUUUUAGGCACCACCAGCAUCUCUAGUACCACGCAAACGAGGAAACCGAAGUUACGACGGGCUUGUUUGUCUGCAUUCUGCAGGGAAUGUUUCACAAGGAGAGACCCACUUUCUACCGACAGGAGCUCAACAAGACGAUAUGGGAGGUCCCGGAGCGGUACCAGACCCUGUCCCCGGUCGGCUCGGGAGCCUACGGGUCCGUCUGCUCGUCGUAUGACGUGAAGUCGGGGCUGAAGAUAGCGGUGAAGAAGCUGUCGAGGCCGUUCCAGUCCGUCAUUCACGCUAAGAGGACCUACAGAGAACUACGACUCCUCAAACACAUGAAACACGAGAACGUGAUCGGCCUGUUGGAUGUGUUUACGCCCGCUACCAGCCUAGAGGAGUUCAACGAUGUGUACCUGGUGACCCACCUGAUGGGGGCGGACCUCAACAAUAUCGUCAAGUGUCAGAAACUGACGGACGACCACGUUCAGUUCCUCAUAUACCAGAUCCUCCGGGGUCUCAAGUAUAUCCAUUCAGCAGACAUCAUCCACAGAGAUCUGAAGCCCAGUAACUUGGCAGUGAAUGAGGACUGUGAGCUCAAGAUCCUGGACUUUGGUUUGGCGAGACACACUGAUGAUGAGAUGACGGGUUACGUAGCAACCAGGUGGUACCGCGCCCCAGAGAUCAUGCUUAACUGGAUGCACUACAACAUGACAGUUGACAUCUGGUCGGUGGGCUGCAUAAUGGCGGAGCUGCUAACCGGAAGGACGUUAUUCCCCGGCACCGACCAUAUUAACCAGCUGCAGCAGAUCAUGAGGCUGACAGGUACACCCCCGGCCUCUGUCAUUAGCCGGAUGCCCAGCCACGAGGCCAGAAACUACAUUAAUUCCCUUCCCCAGAUGCCCAAGAGGAACUUUGCUGAUGUGUUCAUUGGCGCUAACCCACUAGCGGUGGAUCUGUUAGAGAAGAUGUUGGUUCUGGACACUGAUCAGCGGAUCACAGCGUCAGAGGCCCUGGCCCACUCCUACUUCUCCCAGUACCACGACCCAGGCGAUGAACCAGAGUCUGAGCCAUACGACCAGAGCUUUGAGAGCCGUGAGCUGGAGAUAGAGGAGUGGAAAAGGUUGACCUAUGAGGAGGUUUGCAGCUUCGAGCCCCUGCCAUUCGACGGAGACGAGAUGGAGUCCUGAGGGAACUAGGGUGAUGUCAUUGAUAAUCUUGCUGCCUUCUCCUUCUCUUAUGGAAUUGUGUUGAGGAGGAAGUGGCAUGUAGACAUUGAACUCGGACCAGUUAUGCGUUUCCUCCCCUAAUGGUUUAGGUUAGGAUCUGGGAGUAGGUUGAGCUUAUCUUAGAUAAGAAUUUAGAGGCAACUUCCUCCCAGAGUACACAACCUUGUGUGAGGACUAUCAACUCUCCGGACUAUUUAACAAACAGACAAAUGGGAAACCACGACAUUCAAGUGUCUGUCGUCGUUCAUUUCUGGGGUCAUUCUCGGGUUAGAGAUCAAGGGUUAAAGGUGACCGACCCCACCCUCCCGCUUGCUGUAUUAUAUUAUAUUGUCUAUGUUUUGGUCUCUGGGCCGAACUGGGGAAAUGACUUUGUAAUAUUGUAUCUACUGUUUGUGUGUUUAGAAUAUCUGUUAAGUUAGCUUCAGAUUUUCACAUGAUUUGCUAAAAAGUAUCUUAUUUAAUAAAUUCCUGGAAAUGGUG
This is a messenger RNA of Oncorhynchus tshawytscha (Chinook salmon), 2038 nucleotides long. Its product is annotated as mitogen-activated protein kinase 14A. NCBI's taxonomy places the organism in Eukaryota, Metazoa, Chordata, Actinopteri, Salmoniformes, Salmonidae. The coding region runs from base 434 to 1519 and encodes 361 amino acids. Gene Ontology annotation, cellular component: cytoplasm; nucleus. The transcript has 12 exons. Gene Ontology annotation, biological process: protein phosphorylation; intracellular signal transduction. The record is from RefSeq and is a predicted model, not a curated record. Gene Ontology annotation, molecular function: ATP binding; MAP kinase activity.